Ilyonectria robusta is the source of this 846-nucleotide messenger RNA. RefSeq lists its product as uncharacterized. Gene Ontology annotation, cellular component: cytoplasmic vesicle. Bases 1 to 846 code for a protein of 281 amino acids. Lineage: Eukaryota; Fungi; Ascomycota; Sordariomycetes; Hypocreales; Nectriaceae. The record is from RefSeq and is a predicted model, not a curated record. The transcript has 2 exons. Gene Ontology annotation, biological process: regulation of Rab protein signal transduction.
AUGCCUCCCUCCCUGAGCACUCAUCCCUCAUUCACCCGUCCUCGGACUAGCUACCGCGAUGGCAGGCCCAGCACCCGCGACCAGGGCGCUGACCAGAACCUCUUGAUUCCCAGCGGGACAUCUUCGGUGCACUCGCGCAUCACUCAGCCCAUUCCUUCCACCCUCAACCUCAAGCCUCAGCAGCGCACCCCCAAGACUCUUACUCAUGCCUACAUAGUCUGCGGUGUUGGCCGUGAACCCUCCCAAUGGGUCAAGGCUCCUCCCCCAGCUCAGGGCAAGAUCGGCCACAUGAAGGGUGCCGUCGGCCAGUUCUGGCUUCCAGAGAUCUUGGGCAGCAGCCCGCGUCUUGAGCAAGACAAUGAAAUUGCCCGUGCUCUUCAUGCCGCCAUGGGGGCUAUCCUGUCCUGCUUCCCCCACGAUGUCGAGAUCUGCACUGGCCGAAGCCAGCCUCACUGCGUUCACCACGCCUUCGUUCUUCAGCAAGAAUCUUCUCACACUCUCUACGGCAUUUGCCUCCGUGUGUGGUCGCGAGGGGACGAGAAGAGGGCAGAGACCAUACGUGACUUUCGCAAGAGGACCGAGAACGACUACUACGACAACCCCGAUGAGACCUACUGGAUCCCUUACUGCCUGUCCUUCCUCUCGCGAUAUCCUCUGUACAACCUCCUUGGUGACUAUCUCCGAGGAAUGUGGAUUCACUGGAACAAGACCACCAACUUAUUCCACGCCGAGGAGGUCUCCCGCAUCCUCAGCUUCCCUGCUCCCCGUCUCAACGACCUGGUCCGCAUCGACAUGAAAGACUACGCUCUCUGCUACCAAUUCCCCUCCUUCCCGACAGGCUUCUAG